AUGGUUGCUCUUACAGUUCCAGUUGGUGAAGCCAGACCAGGUGAAACCGCACCAAGAAGAAGAGCUCAGCAAAAGGAUGCCCCAGUGGAAAGACCACUCGAUUCUUCCGCCACCAAUUUCAUUGAAUUUUUUGAUGAAUGUGUCAAAAGAAAUGGAAACAGAAAGGUUAUGGGAUGGAGAGAUCUCCUCGAAGUCCACGUUGAAAGAAAGGAAGUGACCAAGAUCGUCAAGGGUAAGGAAACCAAGGUUGAGAAAGAAUGGCUCUUCUAUGAAAAUUCUUCUUACAAGUUUAUCACCUACCAGGAAUUGUCCUCUUUGAUUAGAACUUAUGGUAAGGGACUUGUCUCAUUGGGAUUGAAGCCACAGGAAAAGUUACAUAUCUUUGCUGCAACUUCCCACAGAUGGAUGCAAACAUAUUUGGCCACCCAGACCCAAAACAUCCCAAUUGUCACAGCUUACGAUACUUUGGGUGAAGCAGGAUUAACUCACUCUUUGGUUCAAACUGAAUCAAAUGCUAUUUUCACUGACAACAACUUGCUCGGAGCUCUUGUUAAGCCAUUGCAAAAGGCUCAUUCCGUCAGAUACAUUAUCCACGCUGAAGAAAUUGACCCUAAUGACAAAAGAAUGGGCGGCAAAUUGUAUAAUGAUGCCAAGGAAGCCAAGCGCAAGAUUUUAGAAGUUAGACCAGAUAUUAAAUUCUAUUCAAUCUAUGAAGUGUUGAAAUUGGGUGAACAAAACUCACAUUUGCAAUUACAAAAGGCAAAGCCUGAAGAUUUGAGUUGUAUCAUGUAUACCUCCGGUUCCACCGGUGAUCCAAAGGGUGUGGUCAUUUCUCAAGAAAACAUUGUCGCAGCCGUUGGUGGUGUUUCUACCGUUGCUGGAAGAGACUUGGUUAAAAACUCUGAUAGAAUUAUUGCAUUUUUGCCGUUGGCCCAUAUUUUUGAAUUAGUUUUCGAAUGUGUCGCCUUAUGGUGGGGUGGAUGUCUUGGUUAUGCCAACGUCAAAACUUUGACUGAUAUCUCAUGUAGAAACUGUAAAUCCGAUUUAGCUGAAUUUAGACCAACCAUUAUGGUUGGUGUGGCAGCUGUUUGGGAAUCAGUUAGAAAGGGUGUCUUGGCCAAAGUUGCCAAGGUUCCAGCUUGGAAACAAAAAUUAUUCUGGGGUUCAUUCAAGGCAAAACAGGCAUUUGCCAACUAUAAAUUACCAGGUGGAGGAAUCUUUGACAUUGUAUUCAAAGAAAUUAAAUCUGCUACUGGUGGUGAAUUGAGAGUUGUGUUGAACGGAGGUUCUCCAAUUUCAAGAGAUGCCCAAGUGUUUAUAACCACUUUAAUUGCACCUAUGCUUAUUGGGUAUGGUUUGACUGAAACUUGUGCCAACACCACUGUUCUUGACCACAACCAUUUCGAUUAUGGUGAUGCUGGUACCUUGUGUGGUUCAAUUACCGCCAAGUUAAUUGACGUUGAUGAAGCUGGAUACUUUGCCAAGAACAACCAAGGUGAAAUCUUAUUGAAGGGUAAGUGUGUCACUAACGAAUACUACAAGAAUGAAAAAGAAACUGCUGACAGUUUCACUCAUGAUGGCUGGUUCAAGACUGGUGAUAUCGGUGAAUGGACUAGUACUGGUACUUUGAAAAUUAUUGACCGUAGAAAGAACUUGGUUAAGACUUUGAACGGUGAGUACAUUGCUUUGGAAAAAUUGGAAUCUAUUUACAGAUCCAACCCUGUUGUAUUGAACUUGUGUGUAUACGCUGAUGCCAACAAGGUCAAACCAGUUGCCAUUGUUCUACCAAAUGAAGCUCAUUUAAAAUCUUAUUUGGUCAAAGAAGGUAUUUACCUGGAAAGUAAAAUCAAUGACAAGGAAUUAUCUCAGUUAUGUCAUGACGAGAAGGUUGUUUCCGCAGUUUUGAAGUCCCUCUUGGGUACUGGUAAGGCCCAAGCCUUAAAGGGUAUUGAAUUAUUACAAAACAUUGUAUUAUCAGAUGAUGAAUGGACUCCACAGAAUGGUUUUGUUACCUCCGCUCAAAAGUUACAAAGAAAGAAGAUUUUAGCUGCUAAUAAGGAAGAAGUUGAUGAAGCAUAUGCCAAUUCUUAA
This is a messenger RNA of Dujonia railenensis, 2091 nucleotides long. NCBI's taxonomy places the organism in Eukaryota, Fungi, Ascomycota, Pichiomycetes, Serinales, Debaryomycetaceae. The record is from the annotation of a GenBank genome assembly.